Molecule: messenger RNA, 3113 nt
Organism: Lepus europaeus (European hare)
Lineage: Eukaryota; Metazoa; Chordata; Mammalia; Lagomorpha; Leporidae
Gene: VPS35L
Product: VPS35 endosomal protein sorting factor like
Exons: 31
Coding region: 64-2955 (963 amino acids)
Biological process (GO): endocytic recycling
Cellular component (GO): endosome
Source: RefSeq, a predicted model, not a curated record
GCGGUUUUAAAAGAGAAACGCGGGGCUGGCGGCCCGGAGGCGGGUGGUCAUGUGAUCGGCAAGAUGUCUGCCUUUCCCUGGCACUCCAGGAAUCGGGACUACAAAGCUGAGCUGGCGUCCUGCCGGCUGGAGGCUGUGCCGCUGGACUUCGGGGAGUACCACCCACUGAAGCCCAUCACCGUCACAGAGUCGAAGACGAAGAAAGUGAGCAGGAAGGGAAGCACUUCUUCCACGUCCUCCUCCUCCUCCAGCUCGGUGGUGGACCCGCUGAGCAGCGUGCUCGAUGGCACCGACCCCCUCUCCAUGUUUGCGGCCACCGCCGACCCCACAGCCACGGCAGCAGCCACAGAUGGCGCCAGGAAGAGGCGUGACAGAGACGACAACGCCGUCGUGGGAUCGGAUUUUGAGCCCUGGGCCAACAAGCGGGGAGACAUCCUGGCCCGGUACACGACCACGGAAAAGCUGUCCAUCAAUCUGUUUAUGGGGUCUGAAAAAGGCAAAGCUGGGACCGCCGCGUCCGCCAUGUCGGAGAAGGUUCGCACCCGGCUGGAGGAGCUGGACGACUUUGAGGAGGGAUCCCAGAAGGAGCUGCUGAACUUGACCCAGCAGGAUUACGUGAACCGCAUCGAGGAGCUCAACCAGUCGCUGAAGGAUGCCUGGGCCUCCGACCAGAAAGUGAAGGCUCUGAAGAUCGUCAUCCAGUGCUCGAAGCUUCUUUCGGACACGAGCGUGAUUCAGUUCUACCCCAGCAAGUUCGUGCUCAUCACCGACAUACUGGACACCUUCGGGAAGCUCGUGUACGAGCGCAUCUUCUCCAUGUGCGUGGAUAACCGCAGCGUCCUGCCAGAUCACUUUUGUCCAGAGAAUGUGAACGACACAGCCAAAGAAACGUGCCUGAAUUGGUUUUUCAAGAUUGCGUCCAUCAGAGAGCUCAUUCCGCGAUUUUAUGUGGAAGCAUCUAUCCUGAAGUGUAACAAGUUCCUGUCUAAGACGGGGAUCUCCGAGUGCCUGCCGCGGCUGACCUACAUGAUCCGAGGCAUCGGGGACCCGCUGGUGUCAGUGUACGCCCGUGCCUACCUCUGCCGGGUGGGAAUGGAAGUGGCACCGCACCUCAAGGAAAACCUCAACAAGAACUUUUUCGACUUCCUGCUCACAUUCAAACAGAUUCAUGGCGACACGGUGCAGAAUCAGCUGGUGAUCCAGGGAGUGGAGCUGCCGUGCUACCUCCCCUUGUACUCGCCCGCCAUGGACUGGAUCUUCCAGUGCAUUUCCUACCACGCCCCCGAGGCCCUGCUGACCGAGAUGAUGGAGAGAUGUAAGAAACUAGGAAAUAAUGCCUUGCUGCUGAACUCCGUGAUGUCCGCCUUCAGGGCCGAGUUCAUUGCCGCGCGGGCUAUGGACUUCAUCGGCAUGAUCAAAGAAUGUGACGAGUCUGGCUUCCCCAAGCACCUGCUUUUUCGCUCCCUGGGGUUAAACUUGGCCUUGGCAGAUCCUCCCGAGAAUGAUCGUCUUCAGAUUCUCAAUGAAGCUUGGAAGGUGAUCACGAAGCUGAGGAAUCCACAGGACUACGUCAAUUGUGCCGAAGUGUGGGUGGAGUACACAUGCAAGCAUUUCACGAAACGAGAGGUGAACACCGUUCUGGCGGACGCCAUCAAGCACAUGACCCCGGACCGCGCCUUCGAAGAUGCCUACCCUCAGCUUCAGUCAAUCAUUAAAAAAGUCAUUGCCCACUUCCGGGAUUUCUCCGUUCUUUUCUCUGUGGAAAAGUUUCUGCCGUUUCUGGACAUGUUCCAGAAGGAAAGUGUGCGCGUGGACGUGUGCAAGUGCAUCAUGGAGGCCUUUAUCAAGCACCAGCAGGAGCCCACCAAGGACCCCGUGAUCCUGAAUGCCCUCCUGCACAUCUGUAAGACCAUGCACGACUCGGUGAAUGCACUCACUCUUGAGGAUGAGAAAAGAACGCUGGCGUAUUUGAUUAAUGGAUUUAUAAAAAUGGUCUCCUUUGGCCGUGACUUUGAGCAGCAGCUGAGUUUUUACGUGGAGUCCAGGUCCAUGUUCUGCAAUCUGGAGCCUGUGCUGGUGCAGCUGAUUCACAGUGUGAACCGGCUGGCAAUGGAAACAAGAAAAGUGAUGAAAGGAAACCACUCCCGGAAGACGGCGGCGUUUGUGCGGGCCUGCGUCGCUUACUGCUUCAUCACCAUCCCCUCCCUGGUGGGAAUCUUCACCCGGCUCAACCUCUACCUGCAUUCCGGUCAGGUGGCCUUGGCCAACCAGUGCCUCUCCCAAGCUGAUGCCUUCUUCAGAGCCGCCAUAAGCCUCGUUCCGGAAGUUCCAAAGAUGAUUAACAUCGACGGGAAGAUGCGGCCGUCGGAAUCGUUCCUCCUGGAAUUCCUCUGUAACUUCUUCUCUACUUUAUUAAUAGUUCCGGAUCAUCCCGAGCACGGGGUCCUGUUCCUUGUCCGCGAGCUGCUCAACGUGAUCCAGGACUACACCUGGGACGACAACAGCGAUGACAGAGUCCGCAUUUACACCUGCGUCCUGCACCUCCUCUCCGCCAUGAGCCAGGAGACCUUCCUCUACCACAUAGACAAAGUCGACUCCAACGACAGCCUCUACGGGGGAGACGCCAAGUUCCUGGCUGAAAACAAUAAGCUGUGCGAGACGGUGAUGGCUCAGAUCCUGGAGCACCUGAAAACUCUGGCCAAGGAUGAGGCCCUGAAGCGCCAGAGCUCGCUGGGCCUCUCCUUCUUUAACAGCAUCUUGGCCCAUGGAGACCUGCGCAACAACAAGCUGAACCAGCUCUCCGUCAACCUGUGGCACCUGGCCCAGAGGCACGGCUGUGCGGACACCAGGACCAUGGUGAAGACUCUGGAGUACAUCAAGAAGCGAAGCAGACAGCCAGACAUGAGUCACCUGAGCGAGCUGGCCCUCAGACUCCCGCUGCAGAGCAGGACCUGAGGGCCAGGCCCGCCACGACCCCGUCUGUGCCCGGGGCUCGCUGGAAUCCAGGGGCCGCCUUCUCACACGUAUGCAGAUCGUCCGGAGCUUCGUUUUCCUGAGAGGGGAAGAAGCAGGGAUCGUGGGUGCAAUAAAAACCACGUCUUGUUCACGGAGAA